AUGGCGAACCCUUUAAUCUACUUUUCAGGCUGUCUGUUCCUAUCUAUUCUCAUUAUUCUCAUCAAGUUCUUUAAUAAAGUAUGGUGGACUCCCAUUCGCAUCCAGUCUUUGAUGAAGUCACAGGGAAUCAGAGGCCCUUCUUACAGAUUUCUGCAUGGUAACACCAAAGAGAUCUCCACAAUGAUAAGAAAAAUUAGGAGCAGUCCCCAGGAAUUACUACAUCAUACAUUGCCCAUGGUUCAUCCCCACUUUUAUUCAUGGAUCAAGCUCUACGGGAUGAACUUCCUUCAAUGGUAUGGUCCCCAAGCACAACUGAUCAUCACUGAACCUGAGCUGGUCAAACAAAUAUUAAGCAACAAAGAUCGAGCGUACCCCAAAACGAAGGUCUCAAGUGAAAUAAAGAAGCUCCUAGGGGAUGGAAUUGUCUUAUCAGAAGGGGAAAAAUGGGUUAAACUCAGGAAGCUGGCCAACCACGCUUUCCAUGGAGAGAGCAUAAAAGGUAUGGUUCCAGAAAUGAUCGCCAGUUUAGAGAUUAUGCUUGAAAGAUGGAGACACCAUCAUAGCAAGGAGAUAGAUAUAUUUGUAGAGUUCAAGAUUUUAACAUCAGAAGUAAUUUCCAGGACGUCUUUUGGAAGCAGCUACUUGGAAGGGCAGCACGUAUUUGAUAUGCUUACGAGAAUGACUCACAUUAUUUCAGAAAACAAUUACAGAGUUAGAAUUCCUGGAAUGGGAAAAUUUGUUAAAGCGAGUUAUGAUAUUGAAUUUGAAAAUCUGGAAGCGAAGAUAAGAAAAUCAUUUAUGAACAUGAUGAAGAGAAGAGAGAAAGACGCUACGUUGGGAGAACUGGAUGGCUAUGGACAUGAUUUAUUUGGAUUGCUCCUAAAGGCGUAUCAUGAUUCGGAUGAGACCAGGAAAAUAUCAUUAGAUGACCUGAUUGAUCAGUGCAAGAAUUUUUAUCUAGCUGGGCAAGAAACAUCAGCAAGCGCACUUACCUGGAUUGUUUUUCUUCUAGCAGUCCACUCAGAUUGGCAAGAUAAAGCAAGGAAAGAGGUGCUUGAAUUAUUUGGCCUACAAAUUCCAAGUCAAGAUCGCAUUGCAAAAUUGAAAAUUAUGGGCAUGGUAAUUAACGAAUCUCUAAGACUAUAUACUCCUAAUGCUAUUCUGAUGAGGAGAGUUGAAAGGGAAACUAAAUUGGGAAAAAUAACUGUUCCAGCGAAUACUGAAGUUUACAUUUCAACUUUAGCAGUUCAUCAAAAUCCUGAAAUAUGGGGAGAAGAUGCUCUUCUUUUUAAACCAGAGAGAUUUGCAGACGGGGUGGUUAAAGCUACAAACAAUAACAUAGCUGCGUUCAUGCCAUUUGGUCUGGGACCUCGAAAUUGUGCGGGGAUGAACUUUGCUAUCACAGAGACAAAGUUAGCACUCUCUAUGAUCCUGCAACGUUACAGUUUUACUCUCUCACCAACUUAUGCCCACUGCCCAACUGAAGUUCUAACAAUGUGCCCCCAACAUGGAGUUCAAGUCAUUCUCCAACCAUAUGAACAUAUCGCUCUCAAAGUAUAA
Populus nigra (black poplar) is the source of this 1560-nucleotide messenger RNA. Its product is annotated as cytochrome P450 CYP749A22-like. The record is from RefSeq and is a predicted model, not a curated record. Lineage: Eukaryota; Viridiplantae; Streptophyta; Magnoliopsida; Malpighiales; Salicaceae. The transcript is spliced from 5 exons. Gene Ontology annotation, molecular function: monooxygenase activity; heme binding; oxidoreductase activity, acting on paired donors, with incorporation or reduction of molecular oxygen. Bases 1 to 1560 code for a protein of 519 amino acids.